AUGUUCAGCUUCCCGCGACUCAUCGUACUCCUUCUAGUCACUGUCUACGUCAUGUCCCUCACUGCGCCAAAACAAAUGGUGUUCGGUUUCGGGAAGCGCUCCAUCGCCAUGAUCCCAAUGAAACGCCGCUUCACACAGGGAAGUUUCACGAUGGGACUCGGAAAGCGUGGCGGAUCGAGGAAAAGCUUCCACAUGGGAUUUGGAAAACGAUCAGCCAAUCCACAAAUUUUCAUUUGA
Messenger RNA from Caenorhabditis remanei, 237 nucleotides. RefSeq lists its product as uncharacterized. The record is from RefSeq and is a predicted model, not a curated record. Lineage: Eukaryota; Metazoa; Nematoda; Chromadorea; Rhabditida; Rhabditidae. The coding region runs from base 1 to 237 and encodes 78 amino acids. The transcript has 2 exons.